Messenger RNA from Schizosaccharomyces cryophilus OY26, 1139 nucleotides. RefSeq names its product adenine phosphoribosyltransferase. The transcript has a single exon. Gene Ontology annotation, biological process: AMP salvage; adenine salvage. The record is from RefSeq and is a predicted model, not a curated record. Gene Ontology annotation, molecular function: AMP binding; adenine binding; adenine phosphoribosyltransferase activity. NCBI's taxonomy places the organism in Eukaryota, Fungi, Ascomycota, Schizosaccharomycetes, Schizosaccharomycetales, Schizosaccharomycetaceae. Gene Ontology annotation, cellular component: cytoplasm. The coding region runs from base 269 to 835 and encodes 188 amino acids.
AAGUGCAUAUAAAUCCAUGACCUGAGAAAUGGUGUUUUUUUUUUUUUUCCUGAUGAAAACAAUUCUAAAUAACAAAUAACAUACAUAGAUUUAGCUUCCAAUAAUGAAUACUGAUGCUUCGCGCUUUCGUUUUCAAGAAAUGUUACUUGAAUAAAAGCAGUCCUGCUACCUGUCGUAGAAAGACAAAAAAUUUUAAAAAAUAAACAAGCGCCAAACUUGGCAAAUUAUUCAAUUCUUAUCCCUCAUUCCUCUUUCUUUUUGAACCAUAAUGUCUACCGAUCGUAUUCAAUUUCUCCGCUCUAAAUUGGCUCAAUAUCCCGAUUUCCCUAAGAAGGGAAUCCUUUUCGAAGAUAUCAUGCCCAUUUUCUCUGACCCAAAGUCCUUUGGCAUCCUCAUUGAUUUGUUAGUCGAACUUAUUCAAAAAGAAUUUAAGGAAAUUGAUGUUGUUGUCGGUUUGGAAGCUCGUGGUUUCCUUUUCGGUCCUACUUUGGCUUUGCGUUUGAAUGCUGGAUUCGUCCCCGUCCGUAAACCCAACAAACUCCCUGGUGAUUUAGCCACUAUUACUUUCAAGAAGGAAUACGAUGAAGAUGCUUUUGCUAUGCAAAAAUCCUCCAUCAAGCCUGGCCAACGAGUCUUGAUCGUUGACGACAUCUUGGCUACUGGUGGUACUGCUUUGGCUGCCGAUGAACUCAUUUUGCAAUUGAAUGGUAGUUUGUUGGGUCACGUUUUCCUAAUGGAAUUGGGCUUUUUGGAAGGUCGUAAACGCCUUAAAGCUCCUACAUUCACUCUUUUCAGUGGUCAAUCUGAGGCUCCUAAGGGCAGCGAAUUCGCUUAAACCAUCUAAGCUUUCAUAUUUGUUUAUUAAGGAAUUUUCGGUGGUAAUGGCUUCUUGUGGGUUUUUCAAAUUUUCAUAACACUGACCAGGUGCUCCUUGUGUUUUUGGAUAGUAAUUUUGCUUGUAUACUAGAUCUUGAAGAGCACUCUUUUCGCAAUAGAACUAUUGGUUUUAAGAGAUUCUCCAUGUAAUUUUUUAACUGAAAAUUAUAGUAUGCUCGUUGUAGAUAAUUUAUCAGUCUUUUUAUUAUAGAGUCAUACCUGAAACAAAUAAAUAAGCAGAGUAAAGUACUCAGUAUUACCCA